Chaetomium strumarium is the source of this 575-nucleotide messenger RNA. RefSeq names its product DASH complex subunit Dad4. Bases 161 to 379 code for a protein of 72 amino acids. Gene Ontology annotation, cellular component: mitotic spindle; DASH complex. The transcript is spliced from 5 exons. NCBI's taxonomy places the organism in Eukaryota, Fungi, Ascomycota, Sordariomycetes, Sordariales, Chaetomiaceae. The record is from RefSeq and is a predicted model, not a curated record. Gene Ontology annotation, biological process: attachment of spindle microtubules to kinetochore.
GCGGUUUCUGCCCCACUUCACCGUCCUGCCUUACUCGCACUGUCUCCCGUUCUGCGGGCCCACAGCUGUCUGUAAGUUCCAGGUUGACCAGAAAGUCAACCUUCGAACCUCCAGAUUUGUCGAUAGGCUUCUCAGCAUAACGACACUAGGGGUCGCGACGAUGGAGAGCCCGCACGAACAUCAGCAGAACCUACUUCUGUCACGUAUUAUCACCAAUGUGGAGAAACUUAACGAAGCUAUUGUGGUGAUGAACAAGACUCUCCAGGAGAUCAACAUUCAAAACAUGAACAUAGAGCUUGUUGCCCAGAUGUUCAAAAACUACCAAUCGAAUGUGUUGUUUCACUUGGAGGCAACCGACAACCUUAAAGAUCCAGCAUGAAGACGGUGGUGUUUGUGGUCAUGGCUUUCUUGUUUUGGGUCUAGGUGUGCCGUUUACGUAAUUACCGUACAACUCACGAAGGCUGGUUGGACCCGCGAUAAUCUCCGUAUUGAUUGCACUGUGCGUGUGACGACGGGACGCGAUCCCUGUGCUGCAGCCCCAAACACCCAUGGUAAGCUCCAGCCGCCACUCGAGG